Telopea speciosissima is the source of this 3416-nucleotide messenger RNA. Its product is annotated as putative disease resistance protein RGA3. Bases 102 to 3416 code for a protein of 1104 amino acids. Gene Ontology annotation, biological process: defense response to other organism. The transcript has a single exon. The record is from RefSeq and is a predicted model, not a curated record. Gene Ontology annotation, molecular function: ADP binding. Lineage: Eukaryota; Viridiplantae; Streptophyta; Magnoliopsida; Proteales; Proteaceae.
UCCAUUAUAACUGUAAGAGAGAUUCAGAGUUUCCUUCCCAAUUUAUUCAAAGAUCUGAAACAACUUUAAUCAAUUAGACAAUUAGGCUGCCAAUUAAAGAUAUGGUUGAUUCAGUUCUUGGAGUUGUUCUUCAGAACAUUGACUCCCUACUUCAGCAAGAGUUUGCUUUGAUAUGGGGAGUCGAUCGAGAGAUGAGAAGGCUUUCUGAAACCUUAGAUACAAUUCGAGAUGUAUUGGAAGAUGCUGAGGUGAAUCAAUUCAAGGAUAAGGCGAUCAAAAGUUGGUUAAAGAAACUUAAGGAUGCGGCUUAUGAUGCAGACGACAUCUUAGAUGAGUGUGCAGCCAAAGCAAUUCAAUUAGACGAAGAAGCCCAGAUGAGUAACUGCACCAGCCAGGUUAGCCACUCUUUCUUAUCUUGUUUCAGUUCUCAACAACUUCUGUUUCGUCGACACAAGAUUGGACAGAGAAUGAAAGAUAUUAGAGAGAGAUUUGAUGAUAUUGCUGCUGAGAGGUCCAAAUUUCAUUUGAACCAACUGGGAACUGUGGGAUGGACUAUUUAUGAGAGCAGUACUGAACGAGCAGAGACUAGCCCCAUUCUAACUACUGAACACCCUGUUUAUGGCAGAGAAGAGGACAGAGAAGUGAUAGUUAAAGUAUUGCUGGAAUACAGUAGCAAACCAGAUUUGCUGGUUUAUCCAAUAUUCGGAAUGGGUGGUCUUGGGAAGACCACACUCGCUCAACUAGUCUACAACGAUGAAAGAGUGAAAAGUCAUUUCGAGACCAGAAAUUGGGUUUGCGUAUCUGAUGAUUUUGAUGUAAAAAGGCUUACCAAAGCUAUCAUAGAAUCUAUGGGUGGAACUGCAAAUGAUCUCACGGAGUUGCAUCCAAUGCAAAGCCGCCUUCGUGAGAUGUUGAGUAAGAGAAGAAGCUUUUUGAUUGUACUAGAUGAUGUCUGGAAUGAAGAUCAGGACAAGUGGGCUACGGUGAAAUCUUCAUUAACAUGUGGAAGUGAAGGAAGUGCAAUUCUUGUAACCACCCGUAUUGAAAAAAUAGCAUUAAUCAUGGGCACUUUUUCUGGUCGCCACUUGAAAAGACUCUCAGAGGACAAUUGCUGGGAUUUGUUCAAGCAACGUGCAUUUCGCGAUGGCAGAGAAGAGAAAUCAAACUUGGUAGUGAUUGGUAAAGAGAUUGUGAAGAAGUGUGGAGGUGUACCUCUGGCUGCAAAGUCUCUAGGAGGCUUAAUGCGUUUCAAACACACAGAGAUUGAAUGGGUUUUUGUUCGAGACAGUGAAAUUUGGGAUCUACCAGAAGAUGAAGAAAAUACAAUUUUACCGGCCCUUAGACUCAGUUACAAUCAUCCGCCCUCACAUUUGAGGCAAUGUUUUGCUUAUUGCUCCAUAUUUCCAAAGGAUCAUGAGAUCAAGAAGGAAAUGUUAGUCCAUCUCUGGAUGGCUAAUGGUUUUAUUCCAUCUAGAGGUAACAUGGAGUUGGAAGACAUUGGCUAUAAAAUUUUCAACGAGUUACUUUGGAGGUCUUUCUUUCAAGACAUAGAAAAAAAUGAUUAUGGCGAUGUAGUGCAUUGUAAGAUGCAUGAUUUAGUCCAUGAUCUUGCAUGUUCUGUUAUGGGUGAUGAAUGUUGGACCUUAGAUGAUGAUGCUACUAGCAAAGAAAAAAUUGUUCCCAAAGGGAUUCGGCACUUGUCAAUGAAGAUUCACCAGCAUUCUAAUGAGUCUUUUUUGCGCAAAUCUCAAACCAUACGUACCCUGCUGCUAGAUGUCUUGCCAGUAGAGUUUAACAUUUCAAAUCUUAGAUACUUAAGAGUGUUACAUUUGAGUAAUUCAAGUGCCAUUAACGUGGACACUUCAAAUAGGCCAUCUCCAUUAGCUUCUUUAGCCUAUUUGAUACACUUGAGAUACCUAGACCUCUCUAAGAUGAAUAUAAGGACAUUACCUGAAUCCUUGAGCAACCUAAAACAUUUGCAGACAUUGAACCUAUUCGGAUGUUUUAGUCUUCAAAAUUUGCCUGCACAAAUGAGUAACAUGAGCAGCCUCAGGCACCUGGAUAUUCGUGGAUGUAACUCGCUAAGUUACGUACCAAGUGGAAUGGGACGGCUGAUUCACCUCCAGACAUUAAGCAUCUUCAUCGUGAGGAAGAAGAGCGGAUGUGGUAUCAGUGAAUUACAAGGACUGAACAACCUUAGAGGAGAAGUACACAUAAAAGGUCUUGAGAAGGUGAAGAAUUCAGUGGAUGCCAAAGAAGCCAAUUUGAUAGGAAAGAGAAACCUUGACUCUUUAGCCCUGUCUUGGUCUCAUCCAAUUCAUUAUAUUGAUCAUCAUCAUCAUCAUCAUCAUCAUCAUCAUGAGACUCACAUAAUCCAAGCAGAAAUUGCAUCAUCUUCUGAAGAGGUGCUAGAAGUCCUCCAGCCCCCAGCAAGCAUAAGAAGAUUGGUAAUAGAAAACUACAUGGGCAUGAAGUUUCCAAGUUGGAUGGAUGGGUUUUCACUCCAAAAUUUGGUUUAUGUUGAACUUAGCAACUGUGAUAGAUGUGAACAUCUAACACAUUUCGUCGACGACAGUGUUGAUGGCUUGGGUAAAGGAUUCCUCUUGCUAAAAGAACUAGUCUUACGUGACAUGCUAAGUCUUGAAGAAUUGUUGUUGAAUGUUCCAGAAGGAAGAGAAGUAUUCCCUAGCCUUGUGAAAAUGAAAAUUAUAAAUUGUGACAAGUUGAAAACCCUCCCAUUAAUCCCGUCUCUUCAAACAGUGAGUUUUGAGAACUGCAGCAAGCUCAUCACAUUGCCAAGAAUGUGUAUUAGGCAGGGAGAAAUAGGGUUUAGCUCUCUUAAAGAGUUUUAUAUCAGAGGGUGCAAAGCUAUGAAAUUUUUGUGGGACGAAGAAGAUGAGACCCAGUUCCAGGGGUUGAGCUCUUUAAAGAAAUUGAGAAUUAGAGGUUGUACCGGACUAGCCUCUUUGUCAUCAGGAUUGAGAUAUUUAACAGCUCUCGAGCGUUUGAGUAUUGAAGAGUGUCCAGAGCUAGAACUCUCCCAAUUGGAGGAUUUUCGGCACCUCACUUCCCUUCAAGAAAUAUAUAUUUUCGACCUGCCUAUGUUGACGUCUUUGCCAGAGAGCCUAAAAUACGCCACAAUGCUGCAACGUCUACAAAUCUCUGGUUGUUGGGGGCUAAAUGCGUUGCCAGAAUGGAUCCAAAAUCUUACCUCACUUCGAAACAUAUCUAUUUGGUUGUGUCCAAAUCUUACUUUCUUGCCAGAUGGUCUUCAACAAAUGACAGCCCUGCAAAAUCUUGUAAUAGAAGAUUGCAACACCAUUUUAGAGACACGAUGUAGAGAAGGAGGAGAAGAUUGGCACAAGAUAGUUCACAUUCCCAAUGUUAUUGUCAAAUCAUCGAUCUCAACGAUAUGA